CAAUACCGGAUGAAUGUUACAUGUUCUGAUUUUGACUGCUCAAAAGAUCGUAAUAAGCAAUGCUACUCUUUGUUAGGUGAAGUGACGAUAAAUAUUAUUUUAAAAUACAAUUGCUCAGUUAAGUUGUCAUUCCUACCGCGGCUGUUGAGACGUUUUCGUGCAAUUCAAUCUAACCGCUGAUAGUCUGAUCGCAACAGUACUUAUUUUGAAGUUAGCUAGCGCUAGCGUGUUAGCUGCUGAAACAACAGCUGCAGCUCGGAGGAUGUCGCUUCACGGCAAAAGAAAAGAAAUUUACAAAUACGAGGCGCCAUGGACGGUGUACGCCAUGAACUGGAGCGUACGUCCGGACAAACGCUUUCGGUUGGCUUUGGGGAGUUUUGUGGAGGAAUACAACAACAAGGUUCAGCUGGUGGGUCUGGAGGAGGAGAGCUCAGAGUUUGUCUGCAGGAACACAUUUGAUCACCCUUACCCCACCACCAAGAUCAUGUGGAUCCCAGACACUAAGGGGGUUUACCCGGACUUACUGGCCACCAGUGGGGACUACCUGCGCAUUUGGAGGGUCAGCGACACCGAAACCCGCCUUGAAUGUUUGCUGAAUAAUAAUAAAAACUCAGACUUCUGCGCGCCCCUCACUUCCUUUGACUGGAACGAAGUUGAUCCCAAUCUACUGGGCACCUCCAGCAUUGACACUACAUGCACCAUUUGGGGUUUGGAAACCGGGCAAGUGCUGGGUCGUGUUAACCUGGUGUCUGGACAUGUGAAAACUCAGCUGAUCGCUCAUGACAAAGAGGUGUAUGACAUUGCAUUCAGCCGUGCUGGUGGUGGUAGAGACAUGUUUGCCUCUGUGGGGGCUGAUGGGUCUGUUCGUAUGUUUGACCUCCGACACCUGGAGCACAGCACCAUCAUUUAUGAAGACCCCCAGCACCACCCAUUGCUUCGCCUCUGUUGGAAUAAGCAAGACCCCAACUACCUGGCUACAAUGGCCAUGGAUGGCAUGGAGGUCGUAAUCCUGGAUGUUCGCGUGCCCUGCACUCCAGUGGCUCGGCUCAACAACCAUCGAGCCUGUGUGAACGGCAUUGCGUGGGCCCCCCACUCCUCAUGUCACAUCUGUACUGCAGCUGACGAUCACCAGGCACUGAUUUGGGACAUCCAGCAGAUGCCAAGGGCCAUUGAGGAUCCCAUCCUGGCCUACACUGCUGAAGGAGAGAUCAACAAUGUUCAGUGGGCCUCCACACAGCCAGACUGGAUCGCCAUCUGUUACAACAACUGCCUGGAGAUCCUGCGUGUCUAAAGCCAUGGACACUUAGAUGAAGAAGAAUAAUGGUGUUGUUUCAGAUCUUGACUUUUAUCCCUUAUCCCACUGCUUUCAAGAGGAGGAUGAGGUUACAAGUGGACUUUCUCAACGUGUUUGGAGUAUCACACACCCCAGUAUAAGCCGGUUUACAUUUCCUUCCACGUCUCUGCUUCAUCUUUCUUCUACAAUAUGUGUUUAAGCUCUUAUUUAUUUUGCUCAAAAGGUAGUGUUCAGCGUCUGUACAGCAGCUGUAACAGGCUGAAAAUCAGAUUUCAGCAGCCAGUUGUGAGAUUCUCAUGAAGGAUUUAGACGUUGUGCGUUUCAUCUGUUCGUUUUGUAAAGUUCGAUACAAACUACUGUAGAUGGCAAAAUGUGUCCUCUCUAAUACAAAGGAACAUGUUGUAGCUUUCUUGUACAUAACAUCUAACUGGUGAUAUGAUCACUAUAAUAAAGUCUUGUGGCAACUUUACAUUUUUCUAAUGGGUGUGUGUCCUCAUCCGACUGUAUCCAGGCUCAAACUUUUAAAACUGUAAAUUAAGCUGAGAGGGCUCUUUAUUGUCACUGCAGUGGUGUGUGUUACUAUAUGACGUGUUAGGCUUCGUGUUGGAUGAUGAACAGCACCGAGAACCUACCAGAGCAACAAUGUUCAGCCAUUUAGCUUCUUAACUCUUUUCUUUUCAUUUGUAGUAGUUUGUGUGUGGAAAGCUACAAACUUUUAACUAUUUCUUCCUGCCUUUUUGUUGGUUUAAGUAAUUAAAGGGUCAUGUCCUUGUAGCAUGCCAAUGCAAGGCAGUUCUGUACAUACAUAUAAAUAUAUCUACUUAAGAUGUUGUUAAGCCAAGUGUUCAUGUUGUAGCUUUUUCAUAAAGUUUAUUAUUGAAUUUGCUCUAAUAAAUUGUAUUCCUCAAUGUCUUGAAACUAAA
Molecule: messenger RNA, 2217 nt
Organism: Betta splendens (Siamese fighting fish)
Lineage: Eukaryota; Metazoa; Chordata; Actinopteri; Anabantiformes; Osphronemidae
Gene: dcaf7
Product: ddb1 and cul4 associated factor 7
Exons: 7
Coding region: 263-1291 (342 amino acids)
Cellular component (GO): nucleus
Molecular function (GO): protein binding
Source: RefSeq, a predicted model, not a curated record